UUCAAGCCCAGCACAUGACGCUCUAACGAUCAUAUAUAAAAACGUCACGAGCAGCUGCAUUAACACGCUGUGUGUGUGUACUGUCAAAUAGUAAAAAUGACUGACCGCAGUGGAGAAUGUAAUAUUAUGAAGUUAGUCAAAAUUGUGUCUCUCAGCUUAUUAUUCGUUGUUAUAGUAUGUUUCGUUGCAGCCACUUUAAGGACUCUGACGUUUGACGUGAAUUCAGGACUUCAACUUGCACACUGGGAAAAGACGAACAACAUUGCGUCUGACAUAAACCAGCACCAGCGAAAGGAGCUUCUUGCUAAUUUCAGAGAGGCUAUCCAGAUUCCCACGGUGUCAACAGCGAAGACGCAGCUCAACAUCACCGCACUGGGCGAGUUCGACAGCCUCCUGAGGAGAGUUUUCCCUACAGUUUUCUCUUCCCACCUGGUCCAGCAUGAGGUUGUGGCCAACUACAGCCACCUGUUCUGGGUGCCUGGCUCUGACCUGGCCCUGGUCCCCUACAUGCUGCUGGCCCACAUAGAUGUGGUGCCUGCUGAUGAGAAUGAUGGAUGGGAGGUCCCACCAUUCUCUGCAAAGGAGAUAGAUGGAUUCAUCUAUGGUAGAGGGACCAUCGAUAACAAGCAGUCCGUCAUGGGAGUCCUCCAGGCGCUGGAGUACCUGUUGAUAAGAGGUUAUUCUCCGCAAAGGGGAUUCUUCAUUGGUCUGGGUCAUGAUGAAGAGGUGGGUGGCUUGCAGGGGGCCAUGAACAUAGUGAAGGUGCUGAAGAGGAAAGGGGUGCAGCUGGCGUUCAUACUGGAUGAGGGUCUGGCUGUGCUGGAUGGAGUCAUCAGUGGUCUGCAGGGGCCUGCUGCUCUGAUUGGGAUCAGUGAGAAGGGACAAGCCACGGUGAAACUGAGUGUCUUCAAGGCCCCGGGUCACUCCUCCAUGCCUCCCAGAGAGAGCAGCAUCGGCAUCCUGGCUGGAGCUGUCAAAAGGUUGGAGGACAACCCUAUGCCCAUAUUGUUUGGUGAAGGCCCUGAGCGCAGGACCUUUGAACACUUAGCUCACAGGUUUGGACUCCCAAUUAAGUUUGUCAUGUCAAAUAUGUGGCUGUUCUCUCCACUUAUUGGCAGAGUAAUGGAAAGAAGUCCUGACACAAAUGCUUUUUUGAGAACCACAACUGCAGUCACCAUGUUCAACUCUGGUGUUAAGGUGAAUGUUCUUCCCUCCCUUGCUGAGGCCUAUGUGAAUCUGCGGAUACAUCCAGCACAGACCGUAGAAGAGGUUCUAGAGUUCAUCCAAUCCACAGUGGGAGAUGAGAGAGUGAAGAUGGAGCUGGUGAAUGGUUUUGACCCACUGCCUGUCAGCUCGUAUGAUGAAACAUCCUUUGGGUUCCAGACCAUCAAGAAGACCCUGCUGGACCAGUUCCCACAAGUUACUGUUGCGCCUGGUGUCUGCAUCGGGAACACAGACAGCCGCCACUACACUGACCUGGCCAAGGACAUCUAUCGCUUUGCACCUACCUGGAUCAGACCAGGGGACACCCAGAGGUUCCAUGGUAUUAACGAGAGGAUUUCUAAGAAGAACUAUGAGGAACUGGUGGUCUUUUAUUUCAAUCUGAUCCAGAACUGUGACAUCAAGGAGCUCCCUUCUCCCCACAGUGCUGGCCAUGAGCUCUAAAGCAGUAGGGUAUUUGGGGGCCACUUACAUUCAUAAUCUAGAUAAAAAUGAGUUUGUUGUUAGAUUCUAUUUACCCCUUCAGGUUGGGUCCCUCCUUUAUUUUGGAUGAAGUACAGACAUAUCUUGGUGAUGCUAAUAUAUAUAUUAAUAAUAAUAAACAACAACAAACUACCAAUGCUAUAGUUUGAAUGAAGACAGUCUGAUUGUAUUAUCAGUGAGUACAUCAAUUCAAUGUUACUCAGACAUCAAAAGGGGGCAGGCUCUCACGAGGAACAGACAUGUAAACAUGGAGAUUUUGAUCUCUGUGUUGUAAAAAAACAAAACACUGGUGACGGUAUUGCAUAAGAGAGAUGGAGUUAGAUUUUUAUUAUGGCCAUAAAGUUUUUAAUGGGUAUAAAAAAAUCAAUGUAAUAUGUUACUAUUUUGUUAUUGGUCAUUGACGUGAAACUUGAAUUGGAAAUCAUUGUGGUGGGUGAAGUGUAUGCAGUGUGCUGUGAGAGCUACUGGACAAAUGUCCUCCCUAUGGAAUGGUUUCUAAACAAAUAUAAAGAUAUGAUAUAAAUCAUUUAUUUUCAAUGCACAUUAAUGGUAUGAAACUUGAAAUAUUUUGACUAAGCGUGAUAUCUUACUUGCUGAUUUCUAUGAGUUACUUUAGGUUUUUUUGUGUGAAUAUUUAAUACAGGUUAAUUGAGGUGCAAUACUUGAUUUAUCUGUUUGAGAACUGAAAUUCUAAAAAAUGUCUUGAAAUACUGCUGCCCGGUGUGUGAGGUACUGGGCCAAUAAAGCUGAAGAUAUCAUUGAUGUGGUGAACAUAAUGGUUAAUAAACAUGAUGCACUGUG
Oncorhynchus tshawytscha (Chinook salmon) is the source of this 2505-nucleotide messenger RNA. Its product is annotated as N-fatty-acyl-amino acid synthase/hydrolase PM20D1.2-like. The coding region runs from base 97 to 1665 and encodes 522 amino acids. The record is from RefSeq and is a predicted model, not a curated record. Gene Ontology annotation, molecular function: metallocarboxypeptidase activity; hydrolase activity, acting on carbon-nitrogen (but not peptide) bonds, in linear amides. NCBI's taxonomy places the organism in Eukaryota, Metazoa, Chordata, Actinopteri, Salmoniformes, Salmonidae. Gene Ontology annotation, biological process: amino acid metabolic process. The transcript is spliced from 13 exons.